Trichobilharzia szidati is the source of this 1638-nucleotide messenger RNA. NCBI's taxonomy places the organism in Eukaryota, Metazoa, Platyhelminthes, Trematoda, Strigeidida, Schistosomatidae. The record is from the annotation of a GenBank genome assembly.
AUGGACUCUGAGGAAGGGAUGGAGACUGAGGAAAAAGAACUUGAAGCACCGGGAUUUCAAAAUCUAAAUAACCUCGUGGAGAACGAAGAAGCAGAACUUGUUUCAGAACGUAAUAUAGAAGCUGUUGAUAUUGCAAAUUUUAGUGAUGUAGAUGAUCCUACGACCAGAGAUGAUACAGCUGUAGCUGAGAAAAAUGCCGCUGAUGAUGUAGAGAAUAUUUCCACCUCAGACAAAGCGAAGACAAUAAUUGCCGGAAUUGAUGGAGCGCAAGCCGAUAUUAACGAGGGUAUAAAUGAAGACUCAUCAAAACCAGAAGAUAAUAAGGAAUUAGAGAAUGCAGAUAAAAGAGAACAAACUUUCGCUGACAAAACACAAGUUGAAAUGUUUGUGGGAGAGGUUUCUGAAGAUAGAGGUGAAUCACAUAUUUCAGAAAUUUCUAAGCCUGAAGAAGAUUUAAGCCUUGUGCCUCAUUUAUCCUCUAAAGAUACCAGUGAAUCAAGAGAUAAUGCAGAUGAUGAACUUAAGACCGGAGAUGAACUGAAAAAGCGUGAGGAGUUGAUGGAGCAGUAUACGCAAUCCGUAAAUGAGCUGAAGGCUGCUAGGGAGCUGAACCUUCAACUUCAGACUAAACUGGCUGAGUAUUUUAGGCGCAAGAAAGCUGAUGCCUCUGAUCAGCAGAGUAUAACAACAAGUAGUGGUGUCAGCGUAGUGGAUACUGGUGUGGACUAUGAGCAAAGAUACUCCAGAUAUAUUUCGAGUUUGGCAGAUCUUCAUCAGUGGUACGAAGAAAUGAAGGCUUCUUACAGUAAACAAAUUGAUGAGCUGCGAGAAAUGUGCGAUGAAAAGCAAAAAGAAGUUGACGAAGCAUACAAUGAGUUUAUGAACUUCAAAUAUAACAUAGGAAAGAAGGCACUUCAUAGUCAGACUGGCAAACCAAUAAAUCCCAAAGAACUUUCUGCUAUGUUUGAUGCCGAGAAGAAAAAAGAAGCUCUUGUAAGGGAAGUAAGACUGGAAAAUAUAAAGUUGAAAAAUGAAGUUUUGAAGGUAGAAGCGCUUUUAAAAUCAAAAGAAGAGUUGUCAGAGGGUCUUCACUUGAUCGAUUUUGAGCAGUUAAAGAUAGAAAAUCAAACAUAUAAUGAGAAGAUUGAUGAGAGAAAUGAAGAACUAAGUAAGUUGAGGCGAAAGAUUUCGAACACUGUUCAGAUUAUGACUCACAUUAAGGAGAAGCUUCAAUCUGUUCAGAACGAUAAUGCUAAACAAAAGAAGAAGCUUGAUGAAGCUGAUGAGGAGCUAACACUUAAUAGAGAUCGACUGACAAAAAUGAAACAGACCAGAGAACUGUUAAGAGCAGAAAACGCUCGACUUCGUCGGUCUUGUGGACUGUUAGGAAAAAAUGCAUUGUUGUUAAAUUAUGAGGAUUCUUAUGAUUCUGUAUUACAUAAACGGCAGUCUUUAGAUGAAACUAAGCAGCUUACUGCCAACUAUCAGCUCAAAACUCAAAACCUGGCUCAAAAGAUUCGAAACAUCCAGAAUAACAAGACAGGCUUUUGAUUUGUUUGCAUAACAUUAACACACUAAUUGGUUAAGUGUGGAGGAUUUUAGGACUAUUUGUCAUCUUAAGCAGAUGUUCUAUCCCUA